This is a messenger RNA of Trypanosoma theileri, 1038 nucleotides long. RefSeq lists its product as uncharacterized. The transcript has a single exon. The record is from RefSeq and is a predicted model, not a curated record. Lineage: Eukaryota; Euglenozoa; Kinetoplastea; Trypanosomatida; Trypanosomatidae. The annotation marks the transcript as partial.
AUGAUAAAGACUGUAAUGGUGAGGUGUUACCUGCUCUGUUUACUAACUCUUGCACUCUGUUGUGCUUGUGGGUUAGUAUGGGCUGAUAGUCCUAAAGCUUCUGAUGCCCUUAUUAAAACUUCUACUGUUGGAGUUCCUUCUCUUGUUCAUCAUGCUAUUCCUGCUUCUGGACAUGUUAGUAAAGAUGAUGAAAAGGAAGAUAAGGAGAAUGAGGAUGAGGCUGUUCUUGCUCAGGGUUUGGUGAAAGGGCAUGCAUCUAUUCCCAGUGGUACACUAAUUGAAACUCAGGUAGCUGAGCAAGUGUUGAAAACGAAUGAACAGUUGAAAAAUAAAGGAUUGAAAAAAGAUUUGUCUGAUCAAUCAACUCUGGAUAACAACAGGAGAAAUGGUUCUGAAGAACAUACAACGUUGCAAAAAACUGUAGAUGCUGUUUCACAUGAAGUAGAACCACCCAGUAAAACUUCUAAAGGUUCUUCGAAGCCUGCUGCUGCUUCUUGUACUGGUGGUGUUUCUACUGGCGGUACUUGUACUCCUGCAGCUCAAGAUCCCUCUGCUGGAUCUGCUGGUGGUAUUGGUGGUGGUGCGGGUCCAUCUACACAACCACACCCUGAUCCAGUAGCAAACGAACUUGAAGGUCAACCUGUUGUUGGUUCCGCUACUACUGUAAGUGCACCAAAUAGAGGAACUGAUGGAGAAGGUCCCACUGUUACUCAAGUUGACAACAAAACUCCGGAGCUUCAAGGUGGAACACGACCAGAUAGUAAUCCUACGGCAGGUGAAGGUACAACUGAAAUCAGCAGCAACAGUGAAGGAAGUGGAAGUGCGCCAUCACAAGUCCCACCUUCCUCCAUCACUUCAGAAACAGCGAGUAACGGUGGUUCUAAUGCUGCUACGACUGAGACUGAUACAACAUCUGCAGAGACUGAAUCAACAAGGAACCAAAAUGAAGAAGGAGCAGAAAAUACAGAUACAACCACCACCACCACCACCACCACCACCACCACCACAACAACAACAACAACAACAACAACAACAACA